CCGACACCCGCCUCUCACCCAGCUGAUCCGACCCGCGUUCGCCUCUCGGAGCUCCGGGACUGAGCAUGUCGGAUAGGGCGGAGGAGGGUGAGCCACGGGCGGAGCAGCGUGCCAGAGCGCCCCCCAGGCACCACCACCACCAGCAGCAGCAGCAGCAGCAGCACCAGAGGACCGAAAGUGCAUCAGCAAUAGCAUCCAGCGGCGACCGCGUGUCUCUCCUGAGUCCGGAGGUCAUGCUGGGCCAGACGUGGAGCUGCUGGGUGGACGCGGUCAAACUGCACGCAGCCGACGGUGCGGAAACAGAAGACGUUUUUAAGGAGUGUGGAAGAAACCGAGAAGCCAUGCGACUGUGCAGAGAGGAUAUGCCCAUUUUCGGCCAGUGUCCGGCACAGGACGACUUCUACCUGGUCAUGUGCAGCCACUGCAGUCAGGUAGUGAAACCCCAGGCCUUCCAAGCACACUACGAGAGAAGACACAGUUCUGUGAAUAAGCCAUUGUCCUCCUACCCCUCCUCGACUCCGGGCCUGUCCUCCCGGCCUCGGAGUGCAGGCGGGGGUAGCGGCGGUGGCAGUGGCAGCGCAGUGCCCGUGGGUGCCUCCUCCUCUUCCUCUGCGGGGAGCAACAACACCCACACAGCCAAAGAGAAGCUGCCUCACCGGAAGCCUCACUUCCCCCCGAAGGUGCAGCACGACGACAUUCUGCCCGCAGCGGUCAAAGUGGAGAAGAUGCACCUGAAGACCGAGAACGCCUACUCCAAAAUCGCCCACGCGCCCACAUCUUCCUCAUCCUGCUCUUCCUACAGUACUGUGAGCUCCUCGCCCUCCAAGCCAGGCCUUAAUAGCCCAUCCGUACCAAAGCCUCCGCUGCUGUCCCCCGGCCACAUCCCCAACGGAAAGGGUCACCUGUCUCAUGUGGACAAAAAGCAGGACAGCAGCACCAACGCCAGUAGCAAGCGAGUCAACCGGAGACAGAUAGAACGGGAGUUUAAUCCGGAUAUCCACUGUGGAGUUAUGGAUAUCGGAGCUCGUAAGCCAUGCACAAGAUCCUUAACAUGCAAGACACAUUCCUUAAGCCAGAGGCGGGCGGUGCCCGGGCGGCGGAAUCGCUUCGACACGUUGCUAGCGGAACACAAGAGUCGAGCGCGAGAGAAAGAGUUGCUGCUGCAGCAGAGCAAGGCGGAGCCGGUACAGCAGAAUCCGCCCCCUCUCAGGGACCCCCACCCAGCCCCUCACCACGGCAACAACCCUAGCGCCAGCACCAUCAGCGAUGCCACCAAGCCUUUCGCCUUGAGCAGAGCCAAACCCCACAAUCCUGCGCUUCCACGAUUAGGGGAUCCUGCCGUCCCCCCUGAUUUCGCCCAGCACCCUCACUCGGCGCCCACGGUCGAUGGUGCAGCCUGUCCCUCCAGCGAUGAGUUUGAGAAUGAGGAGAGAGAAGAGAGCCUGGACAAACUGGACUGCCACUAUUCAGGUCACCAUCCACGACCAGCCGCUCACUGCACUUACGGAAGCCGACUGUUCGGGAGAAGCUGUUACUCGUUCGAUCGGCGCUGGGAUCGGGUCCGGUGUGCGCUGGCGAUUAUGAUGGACAAACACGUCAACUCGCUGAUGUGGAAAAAAAUCCCGCUGGCGCUGGAAAAUUCGUCCCCGUCGGUCACGUCCCACCGCUCAAGCACAAACUCUCUCCCUUCCCAGGGGUUCCUCAGCCCCUCCCCUCCACCACCGUACAGCCAAUCGCACGACGGCAAGCCCACGCUGUCGUACGGGACCACCCUGAAUGCCCGGGCCACGUCGCAGAGGGCCGGAGAGCAGCUGGCGUACAGCGGCGGUAGCGGCUCAUCCAGACAAGUGUCCUCGUCCUCACCCCAGAUGCCUUCAGCCCACUCGUCCUCGCUGCCGUCCACGCCCGGCUCUGCUAAACCUGUCAAAUCGCGCUCGGGGGCCAAGCACUUCCGGGUCAGAGAGCCCUCGGCGGGUACGCUGCCUAGCUCUAGUGCUAACAGCAGCAGCAGCAGUGGUAGCGGUACCGGUACUGUCAGCGGGAGUGGGAUUAGUAGCGGUAGCGGAAGUACGGCUGGCCCCGGAUCAGCGAAGAAGCGCAAAAACAGCUCGCUGCUGAAAUACGGUGCUGACUCCUCCCCUUCCUCCUCCUCCUCGUCGUCGUUUAAGAAGAACUGCGCGCCGAACUCGGGCACCUCAGGGAGCGGCUUCCACUCCACCGUAACGUCCACGCCGUCAUCCGUGGCUUUCUCAUCGUCGUCUUCAUCGCACAGUCCGGCAGCGAACUGCCCCCCGGGCCGCGCCAACUCCCACGGCGCCAGACAGGAGACGGCCGAGCCCAUCAAGCGCAUGAGCGUCAUGAUGAACAGCAGCGACUCCACGCUCUCGCUCGGGCCGUUCGUUCAUCAGAGCGGCGACGCGGACGCCAGGAACGAUACCAAGAAGAGGAGGAGCUCACCAGCUAGCAGUGGCUUCGCUAACGCAGCUACCUGCACAGGAGGAGGUGGGGCGCAGGGGCCUGGCAGGCCGAAAAUGGCCAAGUCUCCAUCCAUUAAUAACAUCCACAGCAAACAUGCACGACCUCUGCCAGGAGCGCCAGGGCUCUCCAACAACUCGCUCAUACAUCAGUCGAAGGCCCGUCCCUGACACAGGUGGGCCGGCUCUGGGGGUGCGAAGCGGUGGAGCGGAGCUCCCUUAGCGCCCGUCAUGCCACACUGCACGAGGCCUUCUUCUUCUUCUUCUCUUACUCUCAGCUUCCCACAAUCCUCAGGGUGGAGAGCUCACUGGGCGGCCCGUUAAGGGCACAUCGGAGCAGGAGCGAGGUGCGCCGGCGAGGUGCGCCACGAGGGGCACGUCGGGGUGCGUGCCGCUCGUCAGACGGCCGCUGGAACGUGCGGCCGCGGGUGAAGCGGAGGUACACAAGGGCUGGUACGGUGCCACGCCGGAGCUGUGAAGGGACAUGAGCUACAGCAGCAUUUCGUACACCUGUGUGUGUGUUCGCGCGUGUGUGUGUGUGUGUGUGUGUGUAUGUGUGACCGGGUGGUUAAUACUGGAUACUGAACACUUUAGCCUGUAAUCAGCACGUCAGAGUAGCGCCCAGGAAAACCAGGGCAUAUCGGAGGGGGUAGCGUGGUGUAGAGGGGGCAAAACACUGCAAUCCCGUUCAGUUAGUCUGAGGCCACAAGUGAAUAUGAUCCUAUUCUGCUCAAUCUUGGAAAAACGGACAUGAAUUUUAAAAUUUCUAAGCACUCGAGUGUCUCAGAUUAUCUUCUCAGAAUCGGAUCGUCUCACAGGGUGUGGUGUCACUUCACACACUGUAGAUACAGUCAUGAGCUGUAAACCAAAGUCAGAAGCCUAUUAGUUGAAUUCAUCCUGGUGUUAACCAUCAGAUUGCUUUGUUUAAUGAUCUGAAAUCAUUUAGCACGAUAAGACAGCAUGCACUCGAGCUGGCAUGGACUCCAUAAUCCAUGAUUCAUGUUCUCCCAGCCUGAUUUCACAAAAUUCCAAAGAGCAUCUUGUGAUGUUACUGGAUGUUUGGCUUACUUAGCCUCCAAGUGCCUGAUGAGUUCAGGUGACUGUGGAGCAAUUUAUUAUUCAUUAGGCUUUUAACGUCAUGUUUUACACACUUUGGUUCACGGUGAUUAAGUGGGUAGCACUGUCGCCU
Trichomycterus rosablanca is the source of this 3663-nucleotide messenger RNA. RefSeq names its product ataxin-7. The transcript has 13 exons. Lineage: Eukaryota; Metazoa; Chordata; Actinopteri; Siluriformes; Trichomycteridae. The record is from RefSeq and is a predicted model, not a curated record. Bases 66 to 2645 code for a protein of 859 amino acids.